Messenger RNA from Fusarium keratoplasticum, 636 nucleotides. RefSeq lists its product as uncharacterized. The coding region runs from base 1 to 636 and encodes 211 amino acids. NCBI's taxonomy places the organism in Eukaryota, Fungi, Ascomycota, Sordariomycetes, Hypocreales, Nectriaceae. The record is from RefSeq and is a predicted model, not a curated record. The transcript has a single exon.
AUGUCAAGGCAAACGAGAUCCACCGCGAAAAGGCUAACUCGGAUUCGCGCAACCACUCCCGCGACGCGUGUGCCCGAUCAGGAAAGCCGCCUCUUUGACGACGUGAACGCGUGGGAGAGUUGGCUUGAUGAGAAUCACAACAUCAACUCUGGGCUAUGGCUUAGACUGGCCAAGAAGGAUUCUGGCGUUUCUUCUGUUACCUACGAUGAGGCACUCGACGUCGCCUUAUGCUUCGGAUGGAUCGAUGGCCAGAGAAAGGCCCUUGACGCGCAGCACUUUAUUCAGCGAUUCACACCGCGUCGCAAGGGGAGUCUCUGGUCGAAGCGCAACGUCAACAAGGUUGCGCCUCUCAUAGAAUCAGGAAAGAUGCGACCUUCGGGUCAAGCCGAGAUCGACGCGGCUCAAGCCGACGGGAGAUGGGAACGGGCGUACUCUUCAUCCAGCAACGCUGAGGUGCCCAAGGACUUCCAGGCGGCUCUUGACGACGACAAGGCAGCUGGCGAGUUCUUCAAGACCAUCAAUCGAUCCCAAAGGUACUCUUUCCUGCAACGCCUGGAGACGGCCAAGCGCCCUGAAACGAGACAGAAGAGGAUCGAGCAGUAUGUCACGUUGCUGGCAAGUGGAAAGUGUCUAUAG